Pseudomyrmex gracilis is the source of this 4190-nucleotide messenger RNA. RefSeq names its product UPF0472 protein C16orf72 homolog. Lineage: Eukaryota; Metazoa; Arthropoda; Insecta; Hymenoptera; Formicidae. The transcript is spliced from 5 exons. The record is from RefSeq and is a predicted model, not a curated record. Bases 285 to 1013 code for a protein of 242 amino acids.
UAAAUAUAUAUACAUACAUACAUACAUACAUACAUAUAUAUACAUAUACAUAUAUAUUCGUGCAUAUCGUGAAUGGGUAAGGCGUGUUCUCUUCGCUCUUGUUGCUACACACAGCGAGAAUCAUUUGUGAUUAUUCAUAUAAACGCGAAGUGUCAUAUUUGUGUGUGUGUCUGUGUGUGUGUGUGUGUGUGUGUUGCGCGAGCUCGUGUGAGUGUGAGAGAGCGUGUGUGCGCUCGAACGGCGAGCAGUGGAGCAGUGGUGCGUCAAUCGUGCGAUUGGCAGCGAUGAGCGACGACAGGAGCGAGGAGGAUCCGAUAAUGGACUUCUGGUACAGCAAUUGGGAACAGCAGUGCUUCGAAGCGCUCGAAUCCGAGCCCGAUUACGAGAGUAAGUUGCACAAUGAAAAAGAACUCUACUCGCAGCAGAUGUGGAUGAGCUUCCAAACCACUGCGUCGGCCAUCGCCCAGCUAUACAAAGACCGCACAUUAGGAGCCUCAUUAUGGGUUCCCUUUCAGACUGCAGCUGGGACUGUCACGUCGUUAUACAAAGAUUCAGUAGACUGUAUGAGACGGUGCAGUGAUCUGGGAGUGGAAAUGGGCAAACAAAAACGUAGUAAAGAAAUUAUGAAUUGGGCUAGGAAAAAAAGGCGUAUGAUUCGCAGAGAGGAUCUUCUUGCGUAUCUCGCUGGAAAACCUUCUCCAUCUCGGUCGCAUUCGCAUAGAAGUUCUCCUAAACCACGUAUGAUGGUAUGUGGUUCUCCAUCGUCACCAAGCCAAGCACCAAGUAUGGUUAUUGCUCCAGCACCAACAGCAGGCAGCACUCCAGAUCCUGAGUUACACACAUUUAGAGAAGCCAUUGCAUUAUCCGGAUCUCCAGUUUCUCGUCGUGGAGGAAGGCAAGCCGAACUGUCGGCUUUUAUUAGUAACGAAUUGGCUCGACAUCAUAAACGACCUGCUUCUCAUGACGUGGAUAUGGGAUCACCCACGCACAAACGUAUGCGCACCACACUGUAACAGCGCGCGAUGAGUAAGGUAGCUUUACUCCCUUGCUCCCUGUUAAUUAAUCGACUCGGUUAAUGAUUAGCUGACCUCUUCUACAAUAUAAUUCCCAGUCGUAUAUACUUGUAUCAAGAAACAGUAGUGGAAUAUACUGCCAAAUAAACACGUUCGUGUGUAUCUCUAUGAGUUACUGCUAGUUUCAACUUACAUACCGUUUAGAAUUGUUUUAGUUUUGUUACAUAAAAUUGAAAAAUCUGGAUUAGAAAAAAAUCUCUACUUUGUGUAUGUGGCUCUUACAUGACAUACUUUAGAAGUUCUCAUAUUUGUAUUUGUUUGUAUAUAAGAUUUAACGCAAAAAUUACAGAAAAUGCAAGAUCGCACGAACGUGUUUUUAAUACAGUUUAAAGUGCCCACAUGAUGAUCGGUCUUAUGUGCAAAUAUUUGUAUACAGGACUGUCGUUUUGUCGAUUUGUAUAAGUCAAGUUAUACAUCUAAGUUAUAAAAUCUAGCUAGAUUGUGUAUAACAUUAUUCAAACUAUUAAGUUUUUAUAAAAACAUCGAUACACGAAUCUGUAUAUCGAUUAAUAAGAUAAUUUGUGUGUGUGAUACUUGUCAGAUAGUUUUUGAUUUGUUGCAGCGUAAUGAGAGAAAUUCUUGAUACAACAGAUAGACUUUUAUUUCAAAACCUCUUAAUUUAAAUAACUUAUUACGUUAUGUUAGAUAAACAGGAAGAAAGAGUUAAAAAAUUGUAAAAUAUUUAUAACACAAUUUAUUUAAAUUAUUACUUGUCAUAAUAUGUCAUAUUGGUUUUAUUCUAUUGGGGAUUGUGUGUAAACAAGUUCCGAUUUAAUGUGUGAUUUUCCUUAAUUGUCUCAAAUUAUUUUAUACAAUUUUGUUAAGAAAAAGUGGAAGUAAUAAUAGUACGAUGCAAAAAAUUUAUUUUUAUUGUACUUUAAGCUACACUUUUUCGUGUAUGUUAAUUGUCAAAAAAUAUUUGUCAAAUUUCCUUGUUGAAAUAUUUCUGAGUAUAUAAAUUUUUUAUAUCUAAAAAUAUAUCUUUCUGUAUAACACAUGUAUAGAGUGUCCGUCAAUUGGUUUAACAUCUCUUAUAACCAGAUAGAAAGAGUAAAACUGAGUUUAAGAAUCCUAUACCAUUUUGCAAAAUUCGCAAUAGUUACCGAGAUCUUAAUUAACAGAACUCCGCGAAUAAGCAUACAUUGGGCUGUCUUAUGCGCGUUAGACGUGUUGGGGAUCUUUGUUAAUUAAGAUCUCGGUAACUAUUGCGAAUUUUGCAAAAUGGUAUAGGACUUUUCGAUUCAAGUUUACUCCUUCUACCUGCUUACGAGAGAUGUGAUGAAAUCAAUUAUCAGACAUCUUGUGUACAUGUAUAAUUACACGCACGCACACGCACACGUGUGUGUGUAUGUGGGUGUGUAAUUCAUUGUUUACGUUACUUAUAGAUUUGUAUAUUAUUUUGUAUCAAAUUUUUUUGUCAUGAAAUUAAUUCGUAUAAUUGUUGUAUAAAUUGUUGUGGUUUUAUUAUAACGUGCGAUCUACUUUUCCCUUUUUUUCUUCUGUCUCACAAACAAUGUGUAAAGGAAAAAAUUUAUAAUUACACUAGAAGUUAUACACUAUAAGAUCAUUUAUAGUGGUUAUAAUUAUAAGAUAAUGAUGUCUUAAGAGGAAACUUAUACAAAAAUAUGAUGUUUGUUUAAACAUUUAAGUUUUAAAUAUACAAACUACCACACGUAUAUAUAAAGAACGUGCUAACAAGAAAAAAAAUUAUGAUGAACUAAUGAAUAGUCCGUAAAGAGAUCUCUUGCUUCGAGUCUUGACUAACAAAUGAUUAAGCAGUGUUUAAUAUAAAAAAUUUUUUAAUUAAGAGAAACGCAGAACGAAGAACAGACUAAAACGCAGUCGGAUGUACGCAGUCAUAAUUCGAUAUCGUAUUUGGCAGAAGAAAAGCAUGACGCACGAUAAUAUAAACUUUAUACUUUGUUCAUUCGUAUAUUAUAGACUAGUAAAAGUAAAUAAAAACUGUCAAAACAAAAAGGUAUCAAACUCCAUCUUGGAUAAGGUCUAUGUCAACGUUGUGGAAUGAGAAAUUGUGAACCUAGUGUUCUGAACGACGUGACACGUAUGUAUCUAUUGAACUUGUGUAAAACGUAGACGUUGUCAGAUAAACGAUUGUUCUGUGAACGUACGAUCUCGUGCUCUGUACGUAUGUAUGUUUUUUUACAUACGUAUAUAUGUUAUGUACUUUUGCAUAUACAGUAAGAUUUCUCUAACUGAUGGUGUAAACCGUUGGAUGUUUAGGUAUGAAAAAGAGAACAUGAGUUUUUUAUUUUUAUUUUUUUUUAUGUAGAAUACUCGCGACAAUGAUUACAAAAUGUCUUAUACACAUAUGGAAAUGGCCGCGUUUGGAAACUUGUGAUGUUUCUUGACUAUUGGAAGUUAAUUGUUGGAUUCUAACAGUAAGUGGAUUAGAGCGCAUAGUACUGUUCAGCAGAAAAAUCACAAAUGUGGUUGCACUGCAGUUGCACAUCCGGCCGAGCGUGGUCAAUGUGUACGUGCGUGUGUUUAUGUCUAUUACAAUUUUUUUAAUAGAAAAUAUUUUAUAGAUAAAAUCUUAACGAUAAUAUGUAACUAUUCAUUCUCGGAGAAUGACGGCGAACACCAAUUUCAAUAAUCUUGAAAUAUGUUAAGGACGUCAUUCUGAACAACUUUUCCCUAUACAUGUUACCGCCGCUCGGCUCUAGUUUUUUCGUUAUACACAAAAGAAGUUUCAUAAAUAAAUCCUUUCCAAGAAUUCGGCAAUAUAGGGUGCGUUCGGGGAGCGCGUUAUCAGCGCUGUUGCAUCAUUCUAUCUUUAUUGCUCAUUAGAUGUAAAACAAAGAUAGAAUGACGCAAUAGCGCUGAUAGCGUGCUGCCCGAACGCAGCCUGGAUGCAUUCCGAUAUUUAUUGCCAAUAUUAGUAGCGCCACAAAUACCGUUCUAAAAUACAUAACAGUGAGCCCAUAGUAAUGUACAUUAUGCAUCGUACGUUCGUGAGUUCGGUUUUUUCGGAGGGGGGUGCAGGGGGAGGGGCAAAGCCUUUCCAGCCUACACGUGUUAUACAAUCAAAAUAUUUACUUCUUAAAUUGACACAGUAUUGGAAAACAAAGUUUUAUUUAUGAAAGUUCUUUAGUGAAU